UCUCUUUCUCACAGGUGUGAUACCCUCGACAUCUUCUUCAGGAAGAAAGUGCCUGUCGUUCCUGCCUCUACAGGUUCAUGCCAGCCCAGCUCACAGAAUCAGUUGGAGCCCAGAUUUCAAGUCCCGAGUAAAGUGCCAGCCGUCGGGGAUGGGCCCCAUUGUGCUCACACCCUCAGAGCGAGCUGUCCAAGGAACGCCCUAAAGAAACAGAAGUGUGCUUCACCCACCAGCCAAGAUGAACAUGGUGAAGAGGAUCAUGGGGCGGCCUCGGCAGGAGGAGUGCAGUCCGCAGGACAACGCCUUGGGCCUGAUGCACCUCCGCCGCCUCUUCAGCGAGCUGUGCCAUCCUCCGAGGCACAUGACCCAGAAAGAACAGGAAGAAAAGCUGUACAUGAUGCUGCCCGUAUUCAAUAGGGUUUUUGGAAACGCUCCACCAAAUACUAUGACAGAAAAAUUUUCUGACCUUCUGCAGUUCACAACGCAAGUCUCGCGACUAAUGGUGACAGAGAUUCGGAGGAGAGCAUCAAACAAAUCCACAGAGGCUGCAAGUCGGGCCAUUGUCCAGUUCUUGGAGAUCAAUCAGAGUGAAGAAGCCAGUAGAGGCUGGAUGCUGCUGACAACCAUCAACCUGCUGGCAUCCUCUGGUCAGAAAACCGUGGACUGCAUGACAACGAUGUCAGUACCUUCCACCCUGGUUAAAUGUCUGUAUCUGUUCUUUGACCUUCCACAUGUGCCUGAGGCGGGUGGAGGUGCCCAGAAUGAGCUACCUCUAGCGGAGCGCCGUGGACUGCUCCAGAAAGUCUUUGUACAGAUCUUAGUAAAGCUGUGCAGUUUCGUUUCUCCGGCGGAGGAGCUAGCCCAGAAGGAUGACCUGCAGCUCUUGUUCAGUGCAAUAACCUCUUGGUGCCCCCCCUAUAACCUGCCCUGGAGGAAGAGCGCGGGGGAGGUCCUCACGACCAUCUCCCGCCACGGGCUGAGUGUCAACGUGGUGAAGUAUAUUCACGAAAAAGAAUGUUUGUCUACGUGUGUGCAGAACAUGCAGCAGUCCGACGACCUGUCUCCCCUGGAGAUUGUUGAAAUGUUCGCAGGGCUCUCGUGCUUCCUCAAAGACUCCAGCGGCGUCUCCCAAACUCUCCUGGAUGACUUCCGGAUAUGGCAAGGAUAUAACUUCCUCUGUGACCUCUUGCUCAGAUUGGAACAAGCGAAAGAGGCGGAAUGCAGAGACGCCUUGAAGGAUCUGGUGAAUCUGGUAACUUCCCUGACCACGUAUGGGGUCAGUGAGCUCAAGCCAGCUGGUGUCACCACAGGGGCCCCCUUCUUGUUGCCUGGAUUUACAGUACCUCAGCCUGCAGGCAAAGGUCACAGUGUGAGGAACGUCCAGGCCUUUGCAGUUCUUCAGAAUGCAUUUUUAAAAGCAAAAACCAACUUCCUUGCCCAGAUCAUCCUUGAUGCCAUCACAAACAUUUACAUGGCUGACAAUGCCAACUACUUCAUCCUAGAGUCCCAGCACACCCUGUCCCAGUUUGCGGAGAAGAUCGCCAAGCUCCCAGACGUGCAGAACAAAUACUUUGAAAUGCUGGAGUUUGUUGUUUUUAGCUUAAAUUAUAUUCCUUGUAAAGAACUCAUUAGCGUUAGUAUCCUGUUGAAAUCCAGCUCCUCUUACCACUGUAGCAUCAUUGCAAUGAAAACCCUCCUGAAGUUUACAAGACACGACUACAUCUUUAAAGACGUCUUCAGAGAGGUGGGCCUUCUGGAGGUCAUGGUCAACCUUUUGCAUAAGUAUGCUGCCCUCUUGAAGGAUCCAGCUCAGGCGCUCAGUGAGCAAGGGGACUCAAGAAAUAAUAGUUCAGUUGAAGACCAAGAACACUUGGCUCUGUUGGUGAUGGAGGCCUUGACCGUGCUCCUUCAAGGCUCGAACACAAAUGCAGGAAUCUUCCGAGAGUUUGGCGGUGCACGAUGUGCACACAAUAUAGUCAGGUACCCGCAGUGCCGGCAGCACGCCCUGAUGACCAUACAGCAGCUGGUGCUCUCUCCGAAUGGGGACGACGACAUGGGCACCCUCCUGGGGCUGAUGCACUCAGCCCCACCCACAGAACUGCAGUUGAAGACCGACAUCUUAAGGGCCCUCCUUUCAGUCCUUCGAGAAAGCCAUCGCUCAAGAACAGUUUUUAGGAAAGUUGGAGGCUUUGUGUACAUCACAUCCUUGCUCGUGGCUAUGGAGAGGUCCUUGAGCUGUCCUCCCAAGAACGGCUGGGAGAAGGUGAGCCAGAACCAAGUGUUUGAGCUCCUCCACACCGUGUUCUGCACGCUGACAGCAGCCCUGCGCUACGAGCCGGCCAACUCGCAUUUCUUCAAGACAGAGAUUCAGUAUGAGAAGCUGGCGGAUGCUGUGCGGUUUCUUGGCUGCUUCUCGGACCUUAGGAAAAUAAGUGCCAUGAAUGUCUUCCCCUCCAACACGCAACCUUUCCAAAGACUGCUCGAGGAAGAAGCCGCCUCAGCGGACUCCGUGGCGCCCACCCUGCGGCACUGCAGCAAGCUCUUCAUCUAUCUCUACAAAGUAGCCACCGAUUCUUUUGACAGUCGUGCAGAACAGAUCCCUCCCUGCCUGACAAGCGAGUCUUCUCUCCCCUCUCCUUGGGGAACACCAGCUUUGUCCAGGAAAAGGCAUGCCUUUCAUUGCGUCUCAACUCCUCCUGUGUAUCCUGCAAAAGGUGUCGCUGACCUGAAGCUCGACGUGACGAGUUCACCUCUCCCGAGUUCCGACGCUGUCAUCAUCCACCCUGGAGCCAUGCUGGCCAUGCUGGACCUCCUGGCCUCUGUGGGCUCAGUGACUCAGCCAGAGCAUGCUUUGGACCUUCAACUUGCUGUGGCCAAUAUUUUACAAUCGCUGGUGCACACGGAGAGGAACCAGCAGGUCAUGUGUGAAGCUGGUCUUCAUGCACGGCUACUGCAGAGGUGCAGUGCUGCGCUGGCUGACGAGGACCACUCGCUGCAUCCACCCCUCCAGCGCAUGUUCGAACGCUUAGCCUCCCAGGCCUUGGAGCCCAUGGUGCUGAGGGAGUUUUUGCGUUUGGCAAGCCCUUUGAAUUGUGGUGCCUGGGACAAAAAGCUGCUGAAGCAGUAUAGGGUCCACAAGCCAAGUUCGCUGAGCUACGAGCCCGAGAUGAGAAGCAGCAUGGUCACCUCUCUGGAAGGUCUGGGCUCUGACAACGUUUUCAGCCUACAUGAGGAUAAUCAUUACAGGAUAAGUAAAAGUCUGGUGAAGUCUGCAGAAGGAAGCACUGUUCCCUUGACCAGGGUGAAGUGUCUCGUCUCCAUGACAACCCCUCACGACAUCAGACUUCAUGGCUCCUCUGUUACUCCAGCAUUUGUUGAAUUUGACACAUCCCUUGAAGGCUUUGGCUGCCUGUUUCUGCCCAGCCUGGCUCCCCAUAACGCCCCUACCAAUAAUGCUGUCACAACUGGUCUUACUGAUGGGGCCGUGGUCAGUGGCAUUGGUUCAGGUGAGAGGUUCUUCCCUCCUCCUUCUGGCCUAAGCUAUUCCAGCUGGUUUUGCAUCGAGCACUUCAGUUCUCCCCCAAAUAACCACCCAGUCAGGCUCCUCACUGUUGUGCGGCGAGCGAACUCCUCCGAGCAGCAUUAUGUGUGCCUUGCCAUAGUUCUGUCUGCAAAAGACCGCUCCCUAAUUGUCUCCACGAAGGAGGAGCUACUCCAAAACUACGUUGAUGACUUCAGUGAAGAGUCCUCCUUCUAUGAGAUUCUCCCGUGCUGUGCCCGCUUUCGAUGUGGAGAACUGAUAGUGGAAGGACAGUGGCAUCAUCUGGUUCUGCUGAUGAGCAAAGGCAUGCUGAAGAACAGCACCGCGGCCCUCUAUAUCGACGGGCAGCUCGUCAGCACCGUGAAGUUGCAUUAUGUCCACAGCACUCCUGGAGGCUCCGGCUCAGCAAAUCCCCCAGUGCUGAGCACAGUCUACGCCUACAUCGGGACGCCGCCUGCACAGCGCCACACUGCGUCACUGGUUUGGCGCCUGGGGCCCACUCACUUCUUAGAGGAAGUUCUACCUCCUUCCAGUGUCACCACUAUCUAUGAACUCGGACCAAAUUACGUUGGAAGUUUCCAGGCUGUCUGCGUGCCAUGUAAAGAUGUAAAGUCUGAAGGUGUCAUUCCUUCGCCUGUGUCACUAGUUGCAGAGGAAAAGGUGUCAUUUGGCCUCUAUGUGCUCUCCGUGUCCUCCCUAACAGUGGCGAGAAUUCGGAAAGUCUAUAACAAGUUAGAUAGCAAAGCUAUCGCUAAACAGUUGGGCAUUUCCUCCCAUGAGAAUGCCACCCCAGUGAAGCUGGUUCACAAUGCCGCAGGCCAUCUCAAUGGGCCAGCACGCACAAUUGGGGCCGCUCUCAUUGGUUACUUGGGAGUAAGAACGUUUGUCCCUAAGCCUGUUGCCACUACACUGCAGUACAUUGGAGGAGCUGCUGCCAUCCUGGGCCUGGUGGCCAUGGCUUCUGAUGUGGAAGGGUUGUAUGCAGCAGUCAAGGCCCUGGUCUGUGUGGUCAAGAGUAACCCGCUAGCCAGUAAGGAGAUGGAGAGAAUCAAGGGCUAUCAGUUGUUGGCAAUGCUGCUAAAAAAGAAACGCUCCCUUCUCAACAGCCACAUCCUGCAUCUCACGUUUUCCCUGGUGGGGACCGUUGACAGUGGCCAUGAGACAUCCAUUAUUCCCAAUUCCACGGCUUUCCAGGACCUGCUUUGUGAUUUUGAAGUCUGGCUCCAUGCACCAUAUGAACUUCAUCUUUCUUUAUUUGAACACUUCAUUGAACUGCUGACCGAGUCCAGUGAGGCUUCCAAGAAUGCCAAGUUAAUGAGGGAAUUUCAGCUAAUCCCCAAGCUGCUCCUGACUCUUCGAGACAUGUCCUUGUCCCAGCCGACCAUUGCUGCUAUUAGUAAUGUCCUGAGCUUCCUGCUGCAGGGCUUCCCCAGCAGCAACGACCUGCUCAGGUUUGGCCAGUUCAUCUCCUCUACGUUGCCAACCUUUGCAGUUUGUGAGAAAUUCGUGGUUAUGGAAAUUAAUAAUGAAGAGAAACCUGAUGUGGGUUCAGAAGAGGAGUUCGGAGGUCUUGUAUCUGCUAAUCUUAUACUUCUGAGGAACAGACUUCUAGACAUCUUGCUAAAACUAGUUCAUACAUCGAAAGAAAAGACAAGCAUUAACUUGCAGGCUUGUGAAGAGCUGGUGAGGACCCUGGGUUUUGACUGGAUCCUGAUGUUCAUGGAAGAACACUUACAUCCCACCACAGUCACAGCUGCCAUGCGGAUUCUUGUGGCCCUGCUGAGUAACCAGUCGAUCCUCAUCAAGUUUAAGGAAGGACUCAGCGGUGGAGGAUGGCUGGAGCAGACGGAUUCUGUGCUGACAAAUAAGAUAGGGACUGUGCUAGGGUUCAAUGUGGGCAGGAGUGCCGGUGGGAGAUCCACAGUCAGGGAGAUUAACCGGGAGGCCUGCCAUUUUCCCGGCUUCCUGGUUCUGCAGUCUUUCCUGCCUAAGCACACGAAUGUCCCUGCCCUCUAUUUCCUCCUCAUGGCCUUGUUUCUGCAGCAGCCUGUGAGUGAGCUGCCUGAGAACCUGCAGGUCAGUGUGCCUGUCACCAGCAGCCGAUGUAAGCAGGGCUGCAAGUUUGACUUGGAUUCCAUCUGGACCUUUAUCUUUGGAGUCCCCGCCUCCAGCGGAACAGUGGUCUCUUCCAUCCACAACGUGUGCACAGAAUCUGCUUUCUUACUGCUGGGGAUGCUGCGCAGCAUGCUGAAUUCACCCUGGCAGUCAGAAGAAGAGGGGUCGUGGCUCCGCGAGUACCCAGUGACCCUGAUGCAGUUUUUCAGAUACUUGUACCACAACGUUCCAGACCUCGCCUCCAUGUGGAUGAGCCCCGAUUUCCUGUGUGCCUUAGCAGCCACCGUCUUCCCCUUCAACAUUCGCCCUUACUCAGAGAUGGUGACAGAUCUCGAUGACGAGGUUGGCUCUCCAGCAGAAGAAUUUAAAGCCUUCGCCGCAGACACAGGCAUGAACAGGAGCCAAUCAGAGUACUGCAAUGUGGGCACCAAGACAUAUUUAACCAAUCAUCCAGCUAAGAAGUUUGUUUUUGACUUCAUGAGAGUCUUAAUGGUCGACAACCUCUGCCUCACCCCUGCUAGCAAGCAAACACCUCUAAUUGAUCUUUUGUUGGAGGCCUCUCCUGAACGAUCUACAAGAACGCAGCAGAAAGAAUUCCAGACACACAUUUUGGAUAGCGUGAUGGACCACUUGCUUGCAGCUGAUGUGUUAUUGGGGGAAGAUGCAUCCCUGCCCAUUACCAGUGGAGGAAGCUACCAGGUGCUGGUGAACAACGUAUUUUAUUUCACACAGCGUGUGGUGGACAAGCUUUGGCAAGGCAUGUUCAACAAAGAAUCUAAACUUCUUAUAGAUUUUAUAAUUCAACUCAUUGCACAGUCAAAGAGAAGAUCACAGGGAUUGUCGCUUGAUUCGGUCUAUCACUGCCUCAAUAGGACCAUCUUGUACCAGUUCUCACGUGCACACAAAACUGUCCCUCAGCAAGUGGCUCUCCUUGAUUCACUCAGGGUCCUUACUGUAAACCGCAACUUGAUCCUGGGACCCGGCAACCACGAUCAAGAAUUCAUUAGCUGUCUUGCUCACUGCCUGAUUAAUCUGCAUGUUGGAAGCAACGUGGAAGGAUUUGGCCUGGAAGCAGAAGCACGCAUGACCACGUGGCACAUCAUGAUUCCCUCAGACAUUGAACCCGACGGGGGCUACAGCCAAGAUAUCAGUGAAGGGCGUCAGCUUCUCAUUAAAGCUGUCAACAGAGUCUGGACUGAGCUGAUCCACAGUAAGAAGCAAGUCCUGGAGGAGCUUUUCCGAGUCAGCCUGCCUGUGAACGACAGGGGCCACGUGGACAUAGCCACCGCACGGCCACUCAUCGAAGAGGCUGGUUUGAAAUGCUGGCAGAAUCAUUUGGCCCAUGAGAAGAAGUGCAUAAGUCGGGGAGAAGCCUUGGUGCCUACAACACAAUCCAAACUGUCCCGGGUCAGCAGCGGCUUCGGCCUUUCCAAACUGACAGGGUCAAGAAGGAAUCGAAAGGAAAGCGGCCUUCACAAACACAACCCUUCCACCCAGGAGAUCUCCCAAUGGAUGUUUACACAUAUCGCUGUUGUGCGUGACCUGGUGGACACACAGUACAAGGAGUAUCAGGAGCGCCAGCAGAACGCUCUGAAGUAUGUGACGGAGGAGUGGUGCCAGAUGGAGUGCGAGCUCCUGCGGGAACGCGGGCUGUGGGGCCCGCCCAUCGGCUCCCACCUGGACAAGUGGAUGUUAGAGAUGACGGAGGGGCCCUGCCGGAUGAGGAAGAAGAUGGUGCGCAAUGACAUGUUCUACAACCACUACCCUUACGUGCCGGAGACGGAACAGGAGACCAGCGUGGCGUCUGAGAUCCCAAGUAAACAAGCCGAGGCUCCCGAUGAUGUCAUUGCCCAGAAGAAACCGGCUCGGUACAGAAGAGCUAUAAGCUAUGACAGUAAAGAAUACUACUUACGCCUGGCCUCUGGGAACCCAGGCAUUGUUCAGGAUGCUAUCGUAGAGAGUUCAGAAGGGGAAGCCACCCAGCAAGAACCAGAGCCUGGAGAAGACACCAUUGCCAAGGUCAAAGGCCUGGUGAAGCCUCCCCUGAAGCGCUCUCGGUCCGCACCUGAUGGAGGCGAUGAGGAGACCCAGGAGCAGCUACAAGACCAGAUCGCUGAGAGCAGCUCCAUAGAAGAGGAGGAGAAGACAGACAAUGCCACCUUGCUGCGCCUGUUGGAGGAAGGAGAGAAGAUUCAACACAUGUACCGCUGUGCUCGCGUCCAGGGCCUGGACACCAGUGAGGGGCUACUGCUGUUUGGGAAAGAGCACUUUUAUGUGAUUGAUGGAUUUACCAUGACAGCAACCAGGGAAAUAAGAGACAUUGAAACUUUACCUCCAAAUAUGCAUGAGCCGAUUAUCCCUCGGGGAGCCAGACAAGGCCCCAGUCAACUCAAGAGAACAUGCAGCAUUUUUGCAUAUGAAGACAUCAAGGAGGUGCAUAAAAGGAGGUACCUCCUGCAGGUGAGUUGGUGGCCCACUAAAUGUUUUCCCCCAUUCCUCGUCCGAAAAUACUUCAUUUUCACUUUUAAAUUUUUUAGGUUCCUGGCAGUUGUGCCAUCUCUCACUGACAGCUCAGAGUCUGUCUCCGGUCAGAGACCAAACACCAGUGUGGAACAAGGGUCUGGAUUGCUCAGUACUUUGGUUGGCGAGAAGUCUGUGACCCAGAGGUGGGAGAGAGGCGAAAUCAGCAACUUCCAGUAUUUGAUGCACUUGAACACCCUGGCCGGCAGAUCCUACAAUGACCUCAUGCAGUACCCCGUCUUCCCCUGGAUUCUCGCAGACUACGACUCGGAGGAGGUUGAUCUUACUAAUCCCAAGACAUUCAGAAACCUGGCUAAGCCAAUGGGCGCACAGACGGACGAACGGCUGGCCCAGUAUAAGAAGCGGUAUAAGGACUGGGAGGACCCCAAUGGAGAAACUCCAGCAUACCACUAUGGCACCCACUAUUCGUCAGCAAUGAUUGUGGCCUCAUAUCUCGUCAGAAUGGAGCCUUUCACACAGAUAUUCUUGCGGCUUCAGGGCGGACACUUCGAUCUGGCAGACCGGAUGUUCCACAGCGUGCGUGAGGCCUGGUACUCCGCGUCAAAGCACAACAUGGCAGAUGUGAAAGAACUUAUCCCAGAAUUUUUUUAUUUGCCAGAAUUCCUGUUCAAUUCUAACAACUUUGACCUGGGCUGCAAACAAAAUGGCACCAAGCUUGGAGACGUCAUCCUACCACCCUGGGCAAAGGGAGACCCGAGAGAGUUCAUCAGAGUCCACCGCGAGGCUCUGGAGUGUGACUACGUGAGCGCCCACCUGCACGAGUGGAUCGACCUGAUCUUCGGCUAUAAGCAGCAGGGCCCUGCAGCAGUGGAAGCUGUCAACGUCUUCCAUCACCUCUUUUAUGAGGGUCAAGUGGAUAUCUACAACAUAAACGACCCUCUGAAGGAGACGGCCACCAUUGGCUUCAUUAACAACUUCGGUCAGAUCCCUAAGCAGCUGUUUAAGAAGCCUCACCCGCCAAAGCGAGUGAGGAGUCGGCUCAACGGAGACAACAUGGGCAUCUCCGUCCCCCCAGGAGUCACCAGUGACAAGCUCUUCUUCCACCACCUAGACAACCUGAGGCCUUCGCUGACCCCUGUGAAAGAACUCAAAGAGCCUGUGGGGCAGAUUGUCUGCACAGACAAAGGAAUUCUUGCAGUAGAGCAGAACAAGGUUCUUAUCCCACCAGCAUGGAACAAGACCUUCGCCUGGGGCUAUGCAGACCUCAGCUGCAGAUUGGGGACCUACGAGUCAGAUAAGGCAGUGACUGUCUAUGAAUGUCUGUCCGAGUGGGGCCAGAUUCUCUGCGCCAUCUGCCCCAACCCCAAGCUCGUGAUCACGGGCGGAACAAGCACGGUGGUGUGUGUGUGGGAGAUGGGCACCUCCAAAGAAAAGGCCAAGCCCCUCACGCUUAAGCAGGCUUUACUUGGCCACACGGACACUGUUACCUGCGCCACAGCAUCGCUAGCCUAUCACAUAAUUGUUAGCGGGUCCCGAGACCGAACCUGCAUCAUUUGGGAUUUGAACAGACUGUCGUUUCUAACCCAGCUCCGCGGCCACCGAGCUCCCGUUUCUGCUCUUUGUAUUAAUGAGUUAACAGGGGACAUUGUGUCCUGUGCCGGCACACACAUCCAUGUGUGGAGCAUCAACGGCAACCCGAUCGUGAGUGUGAACACGUUCACAGGCAGGAGCCAGCAGAUCGUCUGCUGCUGUGUGUCCGAGAUGAAUGAGUGGGACACGCAGAAUGUCAUUGUGACAGGACACUCAGAUGGCGUGGUCCGGUUCUGGAGGAUGGAAUUUCUACAAGUCCCCGAAACACCAGCUCCUGAGCCUGUGGAAGAACUGGAAACGCAGGAGGGCUCAGAUAGGUAUUUACCACCUGGUUUAGGUGAAGCUCAGAUAGGGCAGCAAGCCCAAGAUGAAGACAGCACCGAUUCGGAAACAGAGGAGCCGAGCAUCAGCCAGGAGCCCAAGGAAACGGCCAGCCAGCCCAGUAGCACCAGCCACAGGCCCAGGGCAGCCUCCUACAGAGCCACUGCCACGUGGUGUACGGACAGCAGCUCAGAUGACUCCAGGCGCUGGUCCGACCAGCUCAGUCUCGAUGAAAAAGAUGGCUUCAUAUUUGUGAACUACUCUGAGGGCCAGACCAGAGCCCAUCUGCAGGGCCCCCUCACUCAUGCCCACCCCAACCCCAUCGAAGCACGAAAUUACAGCAGAUUGAAACCAGGGUACCGGUGGGAGCGGCAGCUGGUGUUCAGAAGCAAACUGACAAUGCACACGGCCUUUGAUCGAAAGGACAAUGCACACCCAGCUGAGGUCACCGCUCUGGGUGUCUCCAAGGACCACAGCAGAAUCCUCGUUGGUGACAGUCGGGGCCGCGUGUUCAGCUGGUCUGUGAGUGACCAGCCCGGCCGCUCUGCAGCUGACCACUGGGUGAAGGAUGAAGGUGGCGACAGCUGCUCCGGCUGCUCCGUGCGCUUUUCCCUCACAGAAAGACGGCACCAUUGCAGGAACUGUGGGCAGCUCUUCUGUCAGAAGUGCAGUCGAUUUCAGUCAGAAAUCAAGCGCUUGAAAAUCUCAUCCCCGGUGCGAGUCUGCCAGAACUGUUACUAUAGCUUACAGCAGCACGAGAGAGGAGCGGAAGACACGCCUCGAAACUGCCGAGACUGAGGGAGCUCUCUGGGUCCCAUCUCAGCGCCGAGUGCACUGAAGCAGCCUCCACUUGCACAGCUCCUCACACUGAGGAUCUCUGGAUCACAGUUCCAAGGCCGGUGACUGGCAGGCACUAGCAGUGAGCAGCACAAGAUGAACGUGAGGUGGUUCCAGGCGUGUUUCCGAACCCAAGUCUCCCAUAGCGCGCGCCCCAACUGUCUUUCCUGCAUCUCAUUUUUAUAGAGCUCUUCAUCCUUAUUUGGAAAAAUCAACAAAAACUUUAAAAAAAGGCUUAUAGAAAACAGUAGUAAAUCUGCCUUCUUUGCAAGCAGCUGUGUAUACUGUAAAUAGGUAUAAAGGCCUUUUUUUUCUAAAUAAGGACCUAAUUGCCUGUAACAUGAGACUUCAAACUAAGCCACUAACUCAAUGAACUGUUUAAGGUUUGUCUAACAUCUCUCAAUUAUAAAUAAGGGUUUUUUUUAAUCCUCAAAGACAUUAUCUGUAAUAUUUUUUUUCCUGUUCAAACCAAGCCUGUGUGCCUGAUACCAUUUCUUUCAAGUUGCCCACAGUAUCUCCACUUAAAAUAGGCUAGUAACCAAAAUUGUGUAGCCCUGCUUUCGGAGCUGAUGUGGGAGAAGAGCGGUCUGGUCAUGCGGUGACCCGCAAGUACCUGAGCAUCGUGUUCUGGCUGCACACCACCACAGUGUUCUUACAUGACAGGGCCCCUCACCUGACCUGUGGGCUGUGUGGUCCCAGCGCACCUCGGCAUCGAUGGCCCAAAGAGGACCAGGUGACCAACGUCAGGCAGGACACAGCCCUGCCUCAAUUAAUGGAAAUAGAUUUGCAUGUCACCCCAAAUUAGCUUCUCUGCACAGAGCAUAACAAGUGUGUGUCUUUGGAGACACUGUGUUCUACUACAACUUAUUUUCAAAGAGGGUUUAAAAAAGUGUACAGAAUUAACAUUUAAACCUUGUAAAACUGGAUCAUGUCAGAACUGCUUAAGAUGAACCUUUCCCAUCUAAUGCCAUCUACCUGAGACAGUGAGAUUUAUACUGUAUCGAUGUCUAUUUUUUUGGUUUUGCUAUGAAUAUAAUUACAAUAUUUUAAUAUUUAGUUAUUUAAUUUCUUCUACUAGUUGGAUGCAGAACACACAAAUCCAAGAGAUUAAAGCUGGUGGGAGCUAAGAGAUAAGUUUAUAGAAAAAUGGCUUUGGUGGUGGGAUUUUUUUAAAAAUGUGUGUUAUGUACAUAAAUAUAAAUAUAUAUAUAUGAAAUCAAAUAAAACAAUUAAUCUAGAUUUUAACAUUUUCAGAUACUUAGUGCUAAUAAUAUGAACAAUUCUAAAAGCCCUGUGAUUUGAACAGUAGAGGAUCACUAAUGGCCCAAGAGAAAGGACAGGCCUUGACACCCUCACAGAGGGAGGUACCAUUCAAAGGACAGUGGCUUUGGCUUCCCGAACUCUCCAUCCUUAGCCCUGGUGACAGGCACACUCAUGCACUAAAAUGCACAUAUAUGCACAUGUGUCAGAAACAGGCAUUUGGUACAACAGUGAGCUUGUACCCGGUGGGCUGAAAGCAGCUUCAGAACAGAGUAGUUCUUCCUGACCGCAGGUCUCCAGGAGAAACCAUGAAGGCUGCUUUAGUGCCUUAUGCUUCCUAAAUUUAAACCUUCCUUUAUAGGUUUCAGCCUACAGUCUAUCUAUGAUACAUAUCAAAAUUGACUCAAAUACUUCCAUUUCUAAAUGCUCAAGUACACACGGGAAAAGGAUUGUUGGCAUUAACUCUUUUCACUGGAAGAAAAGUGGCUUUUGCUUUGCUCUCCUUCCUAUGUCUUAAGCAGCCCCGCUAUCUCCCCAUCACGUCUUCAGAAGGGGCUGGUGUUCCUCCUCAGCUGCAGAAACUGCUUCUGCGUGGUGGUGGGCUGGCCCUGUCUGCGCCUGGAUGCUUUAUAGCAGUGUUACUCACCUUUGCAGAGAAGCGCCCCUCUUUUGGCCCAUGACCUGUGUUUACCCGUAGCCGAUAGCAGAGGUGUUCUCGAGACUUGAAUAUAGGAAUGUGUGUGUAGCCGCUCGAAGCUUGUUCCUCUGUCUAACCCGAAGUUCUAUGGGAUGAACACUCUUAAAACUUUCAAACACAACUUCCAUAUCUAGUAGGUGGAAACCAAACCCCCUCACGAUAGCAUUUCCUCUGGCAGCUGGUGCUGUGGGCAACUGUUUUGUUCCAUCAGUUUUGGUUUUUGUUUUCUUUUCACUUCUGCAGAAAUCACAGAGUCGCUCACGCGGGCAGCGCACUCACUCGCGUCCCUCGGCUCCUAGCUUUUCACUUUUCCUUCUGUCGUCCGUGCCAAUAUGCUUAGCAACAUUGCGUGCAUCCACCUUCCUGUGGUCUGUAUUCCUUUUCUGAGUACCUCACAGGGCUCCAGCCUGAUGUUCAUUCAUGCCUCCGCCCACCCAUCCCUCCAUCCCUACUCAUCCAUGUACUCUGACACAUCUGUGUGCAGUGUGCAAGUGUAACGUCAUACUUUCAAAGACGAGAAGUAGCUGCCCGUAGCAGCCAGCCCUCUGGAGAAUAGCAACACACUCUAGAUAAGUUAUUUUGCACUUUCUUAUGUACAAAGGUGGUAGAAACUUAUUUUUGCUUUGUAUCAUUUAAAUACAUUUUGUUUUGGUAAACGAACUGUGUAUAAAAUAUUUAUGCUGUUAAAAACCUGUUUUUAGAGAGUAUUUUUAAUUUCAGCAAGUUUGGGUACUUGUUGCAUGACCAUUAACACAGCUGACUUUUUGUGUCAGUGCAAUGUAUAUUUUUGUCCUGUUAUUAACUUGUGAGCCCUAGUAACGGCCAACUGUUCGCACAGCGACGGAAGUAAACUGAAGAUGCUGGCUGAGACUGGAUUGAUUGUGGACUUUUGUACUAUAUCGCAGAACCCCAUAUCUGUUCCUCUGGUGGUGAUGUAAAAGGCCUGAAGAACUCUUAUCUAGUGUGCAAUCUGUGAUUCCGAGUGUUUAUUGUAUCUCUGUCUGAUGCAAAAAGGUAGACAAUUACAAUCCAUGAUUAAAUGCAAUAGUCCAGGUACUUAAGUAUUUUUUUCAUUUCAAAUAAAUACCUACUAUUUACCACAAAAAAA
Messenger RNA from Microtus ochrogaster (prairie vole), 13947 nucleotides. It is a transcript of the gene Wdfy3, whose product is annotated as WD repeat and FYVE domain containing 3. The coding region runs from base 236 to 10843 and encodes 3535 amino acids. The record is from RefSeq and is a predicted model, not a curated record. The transcript is spliced from 67 exons. Lineage: Eukaryota; Metazoa; Chordata; Mammalia; Rodentia; Cricetidae. Gene Ontology annotation, molecular function: metal ion binding; protein binding. Gene Ontology annotation, biological process: aggrephagy.